GGCCGAGCUGAAUAAGCUCUGUGUGGGAAUUACUCGAAAAAUUUUUGAGUUCUUCAUAGCGUGAACAUGUCGGUAUCGGUGCUGGGGACCAGCAGAAGAGCAAGCGUCUUGUCUUUCGUCAACGUACACGUUCGUGGCUAUGCUCGAAAACCAGAAGAAACCAGCGACCCCAAAAAGGAGGCCAUUCGUCGAGCCAUGUACCCUUCCAACCUCCGAAACCGCGCUACACCAACUGGAGGAUGGCGACGUGACGUUGGCAGAGCUCUACAACAUGCGAUACCAUCUGUGCCAGCUCACGAAACCAUCGAGCGUGCGUGGCUGCUGCAUAAGAGGCAUGUCAGAAAACAAAGGGACGCAGAGCUAGCGAGGAAAUUCGAGUGUAUGAAGCAGGCGAUGGAAGAGUUGGCGGAAAUUGACCCACAUCUUUAUUAUGAGGCGAACAAGACUGUGGAUUCAAGGGAGAGGAGUUGCGCAGAAGCCGAGGUUGCGGUUAGCAUGAAGGCUUUAGAGUUGAAGGCCUUGGAUGCGAGGAUACAUGGACUAUUUCCCCGCGAGAUGCGAAUACCGACGGACACACCGUCUCGUAAUGGUUGGAACCACGACUGGAAGCCCUUCCCCAGGCCACUUUAGGAUGUUAAUGACAUGUUAUACAUUGCAGAUGUUUUGUGAAUGAAG
Molecule: messenger RNA, 675 nt
Organism: Guyanagaster necrorhizus
Lineage: Eukaryota; Fungi; Basidiomycota; Agaricomycetes; Agaricales; Physalacriaceae
Exons: 2
Coding region: 67-630 (187 amino acids)
Biological process (GO): mitochondrial translation
Molecular function (GO): structural constituent of ribosome
Source: RefSeq, a predicted model, not a curated record